This is a messenger RNA of Klebsormidium nitens, 2104 nucleotides long. Lineage: Eukaryota; Viridiplantae; Streptophyta; Klebsormidiophyceae; Klebsormidiales; Klebsormidiaceae. The record is from the annotation of a GenBank genome assembly.
AUUCUGCCUUUCACUGUCAUACAUUUGGAGCUGAUCUCGAGGCCUUCUCGUUCUAUCUAGCUACCUGUGCAUGCCAAGCGAGGGCGCCUUGCAAAUCGCUUGUGUAUGCGCCAAUUGUAUAGAUGGUGCUUAGCACAUGCUGCAUCGGGAGCAUAUCUCGACCUUGGCUUACGUUGUGAGAUUGAUGCAUCAGGUUUGAGCUAUUGCUAAUAGAGGGAUCGGAGACCGGAGGCUCCUAUCAAGCUUGGAAGGCCAUCUUGGAGUUGCACAUGAGUAGUUGGUCAAAGAGCGGCGCUUUUGCCCAAUCUCAGGAAGGUAUCAUCCCCAGGAGAUGUAGAGCUGUGGCAGCCAAACAUUAAAAAGGGCGGUGCUGCUGCGAGAGGGCCCUUUCUCGGGCUGUGUUUGUGAUGGCGCGCCUUGCUCCCGGGGCGGCCCUGCUGGCCCGGUGCUGUGGCAAGCGGUGCAGCCUGCGCAGCUAUCAGCUGCAGGCCCUGGGCCUCACCUUCCUGGCAUACACACUGUAUCACGCCGCCAGGAAACCCCCCAGCAUCGUCAAGAGCUCCCUGGAUCCUGAGAAGGAUGUGGCUGCUGCCUCGGCCGCCAGCAACCUUGGCGCAGCGGGCCCUGCAGCCGGAUGGCCUCCCUUCAACAGCGCGGGUGGGAAGGGCCUGCUGGGGGACCUGGACGUGGCCUUCCUGGGUGCGUAUGCGGCGGGCAUGUUUGUGGCGGGCCACCUGGGGGACCGCGUGGACCUGCGCCUCUUCCUCUUUGGUGGCAUGUUCCUCUCGGGCGCCUUCACCGUCCUGUUUGGUAUGGGCUUCUUCUGGGGCGUGCACCGCCUGGCCUACUUCCUGCUCGUCCAGGUGGCUGCGGGCGCGUUCCAGAGCACCGGGUGGCCCAGCGUGGUGUCCGUGGUGGCCAACUGGCACGGCAGCCAGCGCCUGGGCUUCAUCAUGGGCUGCUGGAAUGCGCACGUCUCCGUUGGCAACAUUCUAGGGUCGCUCAUUGCGGCGGAAGUGCUGGACCAGGGGUGGGGCUACAGCUUUGUGGUCCCGGGGCUGCUCCUUAUGGCGGGCGGCGUGGUCAUGUUCCUCUUCCUGGUGGUGCACCCCGAGGACGUGGGCCUGCACCUGCCGCGCGAAGCCGUCCCCGACGCAGACACCGCGGAUGCCGGGGAGGAGGCCUCCACCCUGCUGCAAGACCGGCAGGAAGUAGCGGGCGCGGGAGGGGAGAGUGAAGAUGCGGGCAGCGUGGCGCACAGCGACAUGAAGGGGAUCAGCUUCUGGGAGGCGUGGAGCAUCCCGGGGGUGGCGCCAUUUGCGGCGUGCCUCUUCUUCACCAAGCUGGUGGCGUACUGCCUCAUGUACUGGCUGCCCUUCUACAUCCGGCACACCAACAUUGGUGGUUCCUACCUGUCUGACGCCGCGUCCGGGCGGUUGUCCACUUUGUUUGACAUUGGCGGGGUGGCGGGCGGCAUCCUGGCGGGGUCCCUGUCCGACCACUUUGCGGCGCCUGCAUCGACGGCGGCCGCGUUCAUGUACGCGGCCAUCCCGUGCCUGUGGGUGUACUUCCUGUGGGGGCACAUCAGCCUGGGGCUUAACAUCGUGCUGAUGGUCCUGGCGGGCGUGUGCGUCAACGGCCCAUACGCACUCAUCACCACGGCUGUCAGCGCAGACCUGGGCAAGAAGGGCUCCCUGAACAACAGCCGGGCUACCGCCAUCGUGACUGCCAUCAUUGACGGCAGCGGCUCGGUGGGGGCAGCCAUUGGGCCGCUGCUGACUGGUUGGAUCUCGCAAGCAGGCAGGGGGCAGGGCUGGAGGUUCGUGUUCUACAUGUUGAUGUUGUCUGCCUUGGCUGCAGCGUUGCUUUUGAGUAAGCUUGUGAGGCAUGAGUACCGUGAGCGGAGACUGAAUCGAAGCCUUGUCCCUCAAGAGGGGGACCCGCUUGAACAGUAGUCCAGUUCGAUGCUUUUUCUGACAACGUGGGAGAGAUCCUGAACGGUCUGUACAGGAAUGUUGACAAGGUCUCAAUAUGGAUAAUUUUGGAUACAGCUGUAACAUAUCAAAGUCAAAUACAGAUUCACUGGAUGCAACUUGACUAGCUG